UACCUAGUAAACAAAGAACCAACAAACAAACCUCCCACGAGUUUCGUUGCUACUUUGUUACGCGUCAGAGCAUGUUGCUUGCGCAUGCGCAGUGUAGGCAGGUGAGCUGAGACAGGUGUAUCCCGGAAGUUAUAGAGAGAAAUCAACAAAAAUCGCAGCCACGAUGUCUCAGGGCAACAUCCAGCAGGAUUUUCAGAACCAGGUCAGUGAUGUUUUCAGCCGGCUGCAGAACAAGCAGAUGUUUCAGUCUGACUGGGACAUCGCCUCCUUCGCCAUUUUCUUCAUAUUCAUCGGUAUGGUUCUGCUGCUCGUCAUUCUGGUUCUUAUACGCUGCUGUUGCUGCUGCUGCUGCGACGAAAAGCCCAGAAGGCAGAAAGUGGGCAUCGACAACAUGGCACUGGACCCAUAAAGCUCAAGAUUAGCGUCCAGCAUGUUCAUGAUCCCUUCAAACAUUUUUAUAUAUA
Messenger RNA from Ictalurus punctatus (channel catfish), 464 nucleotides. It is a transcript of the gene smim22, whose product is annotated as small integral membrane protein 22. NCBI's taxonomy places the organism in Eukaryota, Metazoa, Chordata, Actinopteri, Siluriformes, Ictaluridae. The record is from RefSeq and is a predicted model, not a curated record. The transcript is spliced from 4 exons. The coding region runs from base 164 to 409 and encodes 81 amino acids. Gene Ontology annotation, biological process: regulation of cell population proliferation.